CGACAGCGUUGAUGGAGGAGGUGCCACUGGUGGCGGUGGUGCUGGCAGCGAUUACGAACCCGGCGAGGUGCGUCGUGAUCCGCCUCCGUAUUUUCGUUCGGAUCGAUACGCCUCCGAUGAUCAUGGAUUGAUGCUUGCAACCCUCGUUGCCAUUGCCUUGUGUUGUCCACCAAAGAAAUGUCACUUAUGGACUAUUGAAUGGUGAAUAAGUUUUGCUGUUGUUUUUUUCAGCGAUAAUUAUGCCUGGUGCAAGAACUUGGGCCUUCAGGAAGGCACGUUGAUGGGAUUUUUAAAUGAUAACAUGACUGUGUGGCAACUGAUUUUUGAACUAAUGGUAUUACUUCGUUGGCAAGCCAUGUGGUUGUAUGAAUAUGUUUGAAGCUCUCAGGUUAUGGUGAAUGUGGUAUAUGUCGUUUUCUUUUCAUGGGAUUAAAUUUUGACCAGCCAUGCAUCUCAUUUGGAAGUAAGGUAUGCUGAUCAUGUAAAUGUUUACUAAGAAGAUGUGCUGUUUUAUCUGAGUUCUCAGAUACAACUAACCGUAAAUCUGACAGUUGUUAAAAUCUCUAAGUUUGGGGAGCUAUUUAACAAUGAUGAGGGGUGAGGAAUGCAAUUGCUACGAAAAAGCAGACAUUGGCUGCUGAUUGUAUCUGAUUUUAGUUGUAUUCUUAAUAUUGGAAAUGUUGAAAUUCUGGUAUGUGGUAAGUUUCUAGCCUGUUGAAGUUUGGGUUGAAGUUCAAAACUAAAAUGUUUGAAUGAUUUAUUGUGGGCUAACAGGGCCAUUUUAAAGCAAAGUUUUGUGAGAGCAGACAGAAUUGUGACUUCAUGGAUCGCAUUAUUUUGUAAAGUAUCUGCUGGACUGACUUAGGUUCUGAAUUGGAUAUGGGAAAUGGAAACAUAAAGCUGUUGGCAUCUUGGAAAAGAUUGGUUACAUGGGGUAUUGAACAGAUAAUUUCAUUAAUUUCUUAUUGAUUUUUGGUAGGAUUUUGUUGUCUGUUUCAGGUUUGCGUGGUUGUUCAUUCUCACUUUUUGUCGGGUACCUAUGACCAAGGAUCUCGGAUGUAUAUAUUUUGGAAUGGUAUCAACAGUGUGCCCUUGAGUGAACAUGUAAAUUCUGCAAGUGAACGAAGUUUCUAUCUGAAUUUCACCUAGGUGCAUGACCAAGUGUUGGCUUGGUCACCAUGAGUUUUGGCUAUAUAUUGCAGGGUUGUUUAGAGAUAACUAAUUUUAACACUUAAUGGUUGUCAAGUUUGAUUGUGCCAUCCAAUUUAGCAAAACUUAGCUCAUUUUUGUCCAAAGGAUCUUAAAUCCUGAUCUUCUGAGGUGUGGAUAGUUAUGGUGUUUGUAUUUUUACUGGUAACAUCAGCAUAUUACUUGGGAAGCAAUUUCAAGGGAAGUUGUUGGCUGGUUUUUUAGGCUCGUCUACACUAGUCUCUUAUUUCUAUAGUAUUUUGACAAGGAGAUGCUUCCAGUUGUGGUAACUGUUCCUUAACAUGCUUGAAUUUGUCCUUGGCAUUUCUUGGGUUGCACAUUGGCUUGUAUAGGACACUAUUCUUAGGUGACUUGUAAUCACAUGAUUGGGUGUUUAUAGCUUCGGGCACUGGCUUUUUUCAGGUUAUAGAAUGCGUGCAGGCUCCGUUUCUCCUGUGCGACGUAGUGAUGCAGAUCGUCGCUAUAGUCCUGGUUUUGAUCAUUCUGGUGCUCCACCACGGGGUCGUGGAAUUGGAAGUGGGAGAGAUCUUGGUAGAUAUCGUGAAAGCUCCCCUCCUUAUGGCCGUGGGAGGGGUGGUGGCAGGUUUGGUAGAGUGUAUGAUGGCCCUGGAUAUGGGCCUGGACCAUUCAGAGGUGAAGGUUUGACAAGAAAUAACCCUAAUGUGCGCCCAAGAGAAGGAGAUUGGGUUUGCCCAGAUCCCUUAUGUAAAAACUUGAAUUUUGCUAGGCGUGAGCACUGUAACAACUGCAACAGGUUCCGUUAUGCACCUACUGGGAGUCCUAGGAGAGGUUAUCCUGGUCCCCUGCCGACUUCCACUCGUCAUUUUCCUGGUCCUUCGAUGGAUCGCUCUUCAGGGAGGAACAUGAAUGGCUAUAGGUCUCUUCCUCGUGGUUGGGCCAGAGAUGGUCCUAGAGAUUUCAGAGCUGUUGCCCCUCCCAGAAAUGAAGGCAGAUUCCCCGAUCCUCCAAUCCGUAGAGAUGAACCAGAUUUCCCAGUCCAGGACUUCAGGGAUAGAUACAGGUUCGAUAGACCAGUACCCCUAGAUUUGGGCCCUAGAAAUCGUGGAAGGGAUGGCUUCAUUAGUGAGAGGAGAGGGGCAUAUGAGAGACGACCAGUUUCACCACCUCCAGCAGCACUUGCUCAUGGCCCGUAUGAGAGACGACCAGUUUCACCACCUCCAGCAGCACUUGCUCAUGGCCAAUGGGCUCGAGAUAUUAGAGGGAGAAGCAGGUCUCCUGUUAGAGGUGGGCCACCACCGCCUAAAGAUUACCAUCGCGACAUAUAUAUGGAUCGGGGCCGAAAUGAUCGGCGUUGUAUGGGAAGGGAGGCAUUUUAGCUGGUGGUGUCGAAGCAUUGCAUUGCAGAUAUUGGUGUGUUGAGAAUUUUAAGGAUUAUGUUGCAUAAAAUUACUCUUUUUUUUUUUUUUUUUUUUUUUUUUUGUCUGAAGUUGGAUGUACUUUGUGUUGAGAGUUUAGCUGAGAGUCAUGUCAUUUUGAAGUCUUGAUUACUGUUCUGGAGAUGUUCGUGUUCACGGAGAAUCCAACGUUUUGCUCGACAAUUUUGUGCAUUUUAUCGUAGUAAAAGCCAUUCUAUGGAAACUCGAGUGUUCUUUUGCA
Messenger RNA from Olea europaea var. sylvestris, 2826 nucleotides. RefSeq names its product transcription initiation factor TFIID subunit 15b-like. Gene Ontology annotation, biological process: regulation of DNA-templated transcription. The coding region runs from base 1620 to 2546 and encodes 308 amino acids. The transcript is spliced from 3 exons. The record is from RefSeq and is a predicted model, not a curated record. Gene Ontology annotation, molecular function: RNA binding; transcription coregulator activity. NCBI's taxonomy places the organism in Eukaryota, Viridiplantae, Streptophyta, Magnoliopsida, Lamiales, Oleaceae. Gene Ontology annotation, cellular component: nucleus.